Messenger RNA from Ostrinia furnacalis (Asian corn borer), 4460 nucleotides. It is a transcript of the gene retn, whose product is annotated as retained. The transcript is spliced from 12 exons. Gene Ontology annotation, cellular component: nucleus. Gene Ontology annotation, biological process: regulation of transcription by RNA polymerase II. The coding region runs from base 163 to 1875 and encodes 570 amino acids. Gene Ontology annotation, molecular function: DNA binding. NCBI's taxonomy places the organism in Eukaryota, Metazoa, Arthropoda, Insecta, Lepidoptera, Crambidae. The record is from RefSeq and is a predicted model, not a curated record.
GCGAGCACCGCCGCCGCUCGUAUUUGUCCGCUCCGCUACUCGUUUUGUAUGUUCGUGCGCGUGUGAACGUGUGAGCACGUGCCCCAGUGGCGUAUUCGUUCCCUCGUCAACAAAACCGCCAAGAUUCGGGUGAAGAAUCGCGAGCCGGUACCGGCGUACGCUAUGGCGGACGCCGACCGAGACUCGGACCUCGGCGACGACAGCCCCGUGUUGGAGGUACUGCAGAUCCAAGUAAAGGAUUACUCCGCGCGGUCCGAAGGGGAGUCGUCCGGGGAGCAGUCUUGCGAGAGCUCCGACGAGGGCGUAGGCCGAGACGCGCCGGCGCAGCACCCACACAACCCGCCGCAUCAGCCGCUGCAGCACUCGCAUCAGCAGCACCAGCCGAUGCAGAGCUUGCAACACAAUUUGAGCCACCACCCAGUACACCAGUCGCUGGGUGGUCACCAAAUGAACCACCACCAGAGAAACUCGCCGAGACCUAUGGAGAGGGAGCUAAAAGUGCGCGACGACUUCGAGUCCCUCAAGUCGUCCCUCCACCCUCACCUGUCGUCCCUGGCCUCCUUGGCCCAGGGGGCGCCGCUCUCAACCCCCAACAGUGUCUUCGCACUAGCCGGAGGGGGCCCCACGGGGGGGUUCCCCUAUGCCCCCCCUGCCUUCCUGGCACCAGCCCCCCCACCGCCAGCUCAGCCCGCCGGUUCAGCAUCUUCUUCAUCAUCGGAGGGAAGCGCAGCUGGAUGGAGUUUCGAAGAACAGUAUAAGCAGGUCCGUCAGUUAUACGAGAUCAGCGACGACCCACAAAGGAAGGAAUUCCUCGACGAUCUGUUCUCGUUCAUGCAAAAGCGAGGAACCCCCAUAAACCGGCUUCCCAUCAUGGCCAAGUCAGUUCUGGACCUGUAUGAGCUGUACAACCUGGUCAUCGCCCGCGGGGGGCUCGUGGAGGUCAUCAACAAGAAGCUGUGGCAGGAGAUCAUCAAGGGUCUGCGACUGCCGAGCUCCAUCACGUCUGCUGCUUUCACAUUGCGAACACAAUACAUGAAGUACUUAUACGACUACGAGUGCGAGAAGAAGAAUCUGUCUACCAGGAGCGAGCUGGACGCAGCCAUAGAGGGCAACAAGAGGGAGGGCAGGCGCGCCUCCGGCCAGUACGACGCGCAGGCCGCAUUAGCCAUGGUCAGCAUACCCCCGCUCAGCCGAGGUGUCCCAGCGUCUCUCGCGCAGCUGUCCCAGCACAUGCAGCCUCUGUCCCUUUCUCUCGGAGGCGGCGUGGGCGGCGUCCCGCGCUUGCCCCCCCUCCCGCCGCACGCGCCUCACAUCUCACAGCACGAUAUCGAGUACCGCGUGAGGGAAUAUAUGAAGAUGAUCCAGCAGCAGAGGGAGCUGAUGAGGAAUGGUUCAGAAUCUCCGCCCGGUUCGAACGGGCCGGCACCUAUAAUGUCGCCCCGCGACGCCGCCGCCCUCAGUGCCAUAGACGUCUCCCGCUUGACUCUCUGGUCUCUCUACAACAAUAACAACAACAGUCCACAGCCUGAGCUGGAGCCUCAACGCGAGGCCCUAAACCUCAGCGAGAGUCCCAACUCCAACAUGAGCGGAGGCAAGCGCGAGGCGUGCCGCUCCCCGCCGCCGCCCGCCAAGCGCCGCACCCCGCGCCCGCCCUCCCCCCGCCCGCCGUCGCCGCGCGCGCCGCCGCCGGUCAACGGCAGCCCGCCGAACGGCGUCAAUGGCGCCGCUUUCAAGAUCACCACUCGAGGUGACGCAAGCACAGGCGACCAGCAGCUCGUGGUGUCCAUAGAACUCAACGGAGUAACAUACGAAGGCGUGCUCUUCCCAUCGCAGAACGGCAAUGGGCAGAACGGACACAGGCAAAUGGUGUCUUAAUUCCAGGACGAUAGAGUCCAAAACCAGUCUUUUCAGUCCCUAUACCCAGGAAAUGUAGAAGUUGGUCACGAAUUGUCCAUGUUUGAAAACCUAAGAGAGGGACAGCGGAUAAGAACUUAUAAUUUGAAAGCCAUUCUAGGAACUUUUAAAUUAAUUCUAGAUAAAGUCCUCCUAACUUCCAAAGCGCACCUGCUCUCUUCAUUUGAACAUAGGCAAUUAUUCGUCGCAAAUUUCUGCAUCCACGGGUUAGGUUUAUAUCUAAAGGCAUAGGUUAUGUAUAUUUUUUGUCAACCACCAAAGGUCGUCGGAUUUAGAGCGCAAUUCGAAAUGGUUGUUUUAGUCAGGCAGCUUUUACAAUCUCAAAAUCUUAACGAUAGUCCUAUAACGGCCUUGAUUAGUAUCUAGAUUGUAAAUGCGCAUUCACAAAGCAUUGCUGGAACAUUUGGGCUGUAUUUUGGCAACUAAUAGCCGUAUGAUUGCAGAAAUAAUAAAUUGUGUUUAGUGUGGAUGCGCCCUUAGAUACUAUGGUUCUUGUCUAUGUUUAGUUCUAGAUAUAAACCCAGCCUAAGUAUCACAAAAUAUUGUUCACAUAAUUUGAUCUCAAAACCUUCGAAGGUAUUUGGGACUGAGAACCGUGACUACAACAUUUCAACUCGAAUUUGAAGUACAAAAUCAUUUGAUCAGCACUUUUCUAAAAUGUGAUUAAGUUUAAAUUUUUACGUUAUAAAAGUGUCAUUUUUGACUCUGUGAUAAGUCCCCAAUAUUAACAAAAUGUUGACAGACUUUUUACUAGUCGUUGAUUUAUAUGACUGUUCGGGGCUUAUCAGCAGGUGUGAAUGCACUUUUAUAUUUUAAUUAAUAUUAUUUUUUUACGUCACUGCCUAUGGAGAAUUAAAUGGGAAAACGCCUAAUUUUUCCCCGAUUCUUCGUCGGAUUUUUUUGUAAAGUAUACUUUUUUAUCGUGUCAUGACAAAUGACGUUGUUGUAAAUAUAGUUUUUAUGUUACGUAUUUAUAAUUUGAUGUCCGCCGAGUGAUAUGAGCAGCGUGUUCGUUCGUAUGUUUUUCUACAUGUGAUUGUAUAUUUCUGUAAAUAAACCAAUCUCGUUUAGAUAUAGAGUUUUUAAACCACAAUCUUAUGUUUGUGAUUAUGUCCUUAGAAGGUGUAUAUUUUAAUUUUCGACUACGUUGUCAGUAUUGUAUUUAGAAGUAGGCGCCUAUUUAUAAUUCGUGUUUAUUUGCAUUUUCUUUAUACGAAUAAAUGAUAUGAGUUCACAAUUAAAUUCUCAGCUUUUAUAUACAAAUCGCUGGAUUCUAUGAAAUGUACACAUAACAAUACAUCACAUGCAUACGGUCCUUGAAAAUAGUACUUAUUUCUCUAGUAAUAAGAGUGACUUCGCGUAGUGCAUCUACACACUUGAUGUAAGUACCGUCAAGUGUACGUUUCUGAAGAAUCGGUGAUCGCUGAUAAGUUUUAAUCAUAUUUUAUAAACAAAUCGAGCCUUAAAAAUUUAAUCUAAAAUGAAAAAUUCGUUUAAAGAAAAUCAGAUCUAUAAUGAAUAGUAAAAUAUCUAUAAAGUAAAAAAAAAAAAAAUAUCGCACGCAACAUUUGUAUCGAUCUGGUUUACCCAAAUUAAUCUCGAAUAUUUUUAUAAGUAACUAAAAUAUGGAAACUUAAGUCUAUGAUAAUUUUCGUACAUGAACCAAAAUAUUAAUUAAAACACAGUAGCACAGUGAAAUUAAUAAUUUGAGGAGGGAACGCCAUUGCAGUAGUUUUUAAGUUAAUAUUUAGUGUAAGUUAAGUCUGUGUUACUGUAUAUUGUUUGAUAUAUGUUUUGGAGAUCGUUUACGUUUUAGACUUACAACAAAUAUCUGGUUGUACACCAAGAACUAAAAGCUAAAGCUAAGCCAAAACUAGCUAACUAAUAAAGAAAGUUAGUUUAUGUAGUUUUCUAGCUAAGCUUACAGUUUACUUGGUCUACAAUCAGUUUUAAUUAUUAAAAUAAUGUUCUGUCCUACUUACUUGGGAAUAUUAGUGUUGUGUUUUCAUAUACUAGUCCUUUGGCCAUAAUAUUUCAUGAUUUCAUCUCAAAAACUUCAAUGUUCAUUGUCACAAACUGAUGAUUAUUAUAAAGAGAUUGUAAUUCUUUGUGCUCAAAAAUUAUAAAGUAAACUUGUCCCAAGGUUUUUAAUAUAUUUUAACGAAAUGCAAUAAAUAAUUAUAAUAUUUCGUGCAAUAAACGAUAUCCAAAAUAGGGAAGAUCACGGAAAAUAAAAAAAAAUCUGGUUCUAUUAUUGUUGUAAAAUAAAGGAUGCUUUGUAAAUGACUGAUUUAAUGUUUUAUAACUAGUUAAAUUAAUGUAUUUAAUUUUAAAAUAUUACUUGUAAAAUAAAUUCUUAAAGCAUUGCCGCUAAGUAGAGUAGCCGUAGUGAAUAGUACAUUCCUGAAGAUGUACAAUAAUGUAAGCAAUGGACUGGCCUACAACGAGGCCAGAUGUAGUACGCAUUAGCGAAUUUCAUAUUACACCAAAAAUUUUUGAUGUAUUCAAAUAAUUAUACAUGAAUAAACAAUUAUGUAUUACGGAAA